CGUGUUACAGUUCAGUCGAUUUUUCCGUGGACACGGGAUAAAUUAUUGAGUUCCUAUUCCUGUUGGUCGAGUAUUCGCGCGUAGCUCGAUGGCUUCGGUUAUUGGCGGUCGCUUCGGUGGUUGACCAAUGCAAACAAGUGGGACUGACCCAUGCAUGCUGUAUGGGAUUGCAGUAUAGUCUGUAGUAGGAUUAACAGCUGAUUGCAGUGGACCGUGUUUUUCCGUAUGUGCACGUUUCAAGGGCGGUGGGUCUUAGCUGUACUGCAGAGGGUAAUAAUUUCCAUUAGUAAAAACUUAAUCGUGUCGAAGUGGGGCAAAGGUUUUUUUGGUGGAAAAACAGCAGUGGUAAUGCCAAAAAUUCUGAUGAAGGUUGGAUUAGUCGGUGUAACUCAGUGAAAUUCAAACAACCUAAUUCCAGUGUCGAACCCACCAAACGCCUCUAGGGUAGGCUUUUCUGCAGAAUCUAAAUUGGAUGGAUUAAAGAGAGUGUCUCGUUAAAUGAAUAUCGUCUCGUGGUUGACCGAGGCCUAAGAGUGAAUGAAAGCGAAAGUAUAAGCCAACCAAACAACGGAGACAUGCAGUCUUCUUCGCUGCAUUAUUAGUCACGAAGCAUUUGAAAGCAGCUGAGUGGAGAGUUCUCGUUAGUGAAGUGAUCCGGCGAAUUAAAUUAGCAUUUAUUGAAUGAGGAAUAAAUUGGAACACGGUGACUGCAGCAGUGCGUAGUGGUGAAAAUAACAAAUUCUGUUCUUAAGCUUCUAGAACAGCUGGUCGCGAGUCAGUACGUAGUGGAAACAGAGUCAGAUUCAUACGAAGACGACGAUUGUGUGUGCGUUUAUAAAUAAAGUUAUAUCCCUCGCGCUAUACUCGAUUGACCGUCUAGCGUUGGUCUGGUGGUGUAUUGAAAUUGAACGGGAUAUCCGCCCACUGAAGAUUGGCGAUAAGUGAUCUGAAGGGUGUCGACGAGAGCAUCAACAAUCGAGUAUAGUUCUAAUUAUAGGCGCCUGCCUCAAUAAAAUGUGGCCUAUUGUGAGCGGCCAACGAAAUCAAAUGGAAGAAUUAAGUCGAUAAGCAGUGUGUAGUGAAGUGACAAAUACACACACGGUCGUAGGGAAUUUAUCGAAUGAAAAAGAAGCAAAUGAUCCAAAUAUUUACAUUGUGUGCAGCUGAAUAAAUGUAGUGUGUGGCGCUUUCCUCCGAGGUCGUUGACGGGUGGACGGUACGUGUUGUGUUACUCCACAAGCGGUACAAUUAUACCCAAUUAUUCCUGCAAGCAGCCUUCGCCGUCGUGGGAGAACACCAAGAAAACGCCAUAUUAGCCUCCCAAAUAACAAACUCAUCACAUCCCGAAGCAGAAGCAACAGACCCACACAUAUUAAGCUCACAAUAACUACAAAUCAUCGUCGCCACCGUUGCCAGUUCGGAGGGGAUCCUGCUAGUGGAAGUAAACCGUCUUUGUCCAAUCAUCUCGAAUUUUUUAUCGAUUUGGUUGUAAAUCUGAGCCGAGGCGGAAAACCGUUGCAGAAAAUCAUCGGAAAAAGGGUCAGCUCCUCUAAGCAAAGUAAAAAAAAAACUCCAUCGGAUUGAAUCCAAAACCGAUGACGCAGAGGGGGGUUUAAAUCGAUACGGUGGUGAUCCUCUGCGUGGAGAUUCCUUUCGGUUUUGACGAGAAAAGUUAUUCAUCAAGGAGGGUUUAAAAACGAAAAAAAAAAUCCAAUCUGCGGAAGGAAGCAGUUUCGUAUUGUGGCGGUGAAUCGAGCCGAAAAAUUGGAAAAUAGUCAUCUGGGAAGGUUUGGUUGAGGGAAUGUGAGUGGGCAAAAGUGAGUAGGAUGACCGAAGAAAUGUUAAAAUAUGAAAGUGAAGGAUAUGUGCUUAGUGUUUUGCGAAAAUAGACUCAUCUUGAGCAGAUUCAAAGGAAGUGAUCAAUGGCAUUCUUAAGAAAGCAUCAAAGACUUUGACUAAAGCGGACCGCACAUGAUUGAUUACGCCAACACCACCAAAUUAUUCAUAAACAGUGAAAUUAAUUGCAUCCCCACAGCAAAUCAACAAACAACCGCUGCUCCACACGAAGGCCAUCCAUAAAUAAUAAAAAAAAAGAAAACUUUCAUUGCAUCGCGGGUGGAACCUAGCCGAACAGGUCCCAAAAAUAAUUAAAUCGAUACAUAUCGGCGGGCAUAGGCAAUCCAAGUUCAAUGCAACCAAAUGCACCGGUGGACCACCAAGUGAUGCUUCUGCUGCCAAUGUUCGUCGCUAACGAUGACAAUAUUGACCCAUCAUUAAUAUUCUGCCCGAAUGUUGCCCGGUAGGUGAGAUUAUGUUGAACUGGAAUCGACCACCGGCCACAUCCGGGAAGCUGUCGAUGACAAGUGGUGGUGCUCCGGCCGAACUGAGCCCGGUUGCCUUGCUACUGUUGCUUUUGUUGAUCCUAACGAGCUGCUCUGGUGGCAGCGGUGGUGGUGAUGCUGAUUCCGAUGGAUUCGGUAUAGAAGAUCGGCCGUCACUGUCCGCUUCGUCGCACCUAUGCGGAGGAACUCUGACGGCCACCCAUGGCAUCAUACAGACACCCAACUUUCCGGAACGGUUUCCGAUUCCCAUUAGCUGCACCUGGAUAAUUGAUGCUUCCACCAUGGCGGUCGGAAGCAACGUAUCAAUUGUGGUGUACCUGACGCAGCAGUACGUUCUGAGUGGACUUCGAUUUACGGAGUUUAUGUACUACAGUGCCGAUUUCAAAGUGCCCAGUAUGAAUGUGUUUGAACUUUCCGAAGACGAUGUGACAAAUGUGCCGUGGAUCAAGUUCAACAGUCCGUAUCUGGAAAUUAAGUUCACCAUGGAUGACCUGUACGGGACGCAUCUACGGGCGCUGGAUCGGCUGUUGGAUGUGUACGGGUUCAACAUUACGUACGAGGUGGAUGCCGUCAAGCAGUAUCAGUGCAAUGCGCUGCAGUGCCGGUUCCUGGGGAAUUGCUACGCCAAACAUGAUUACUCGUCGUACUACUGUGACUGCUAUCCGGGGUUUAGUGGAAUCGAUUGCGGCUACGGGCCACUCUGCAAGGAUUCGCACAUCUGUGAGAACGGAGGUACAUGCAAGCACAUCGGGGACAAUGCCGUUACCUGCAUCUGCCCCACCGGCUUCAAGGGUAACAAAUGCGAGAUCAGCGAGUACGAUGAAAUCACAGGAUGCAAUGUGGAUAACGGUGAGGACUGCUUUCGUCAGUGCAUCUACGACGAGGACGGUGCCAAAGAAGCCUGCAAGUGCGAUCAGAGCAUAUCGUCGUCCUCUCGUGGCCGGGCAAAGUACGAGGUAACGGUACGCUUGGCAAAUUCGUCGCACUUUGAAACGAACGAGAACGGAGAACGGCAACUGAAUGAAAACAGUAUCACUCUGUUGGAGCAGCAUAUAAACCGUUCCCUGAGAAACUCGAAUUUAUCGAAAAUAAAUGACCUAGAAGUAUUCCCCGGCAAGACUGGCAACGAAGUAACGUUUCAAUUUUUCGGCGCGAAAAUUGAUUCCACCCGGAUACGGGAGGCGAUGGACCGGAUGGGGGAGCAGCAGCAGAGCAGGGGAAAAGCCAACAGCAACAUCAGCUUUGCUCCACCGUACAAGCCCAGCUUUCGCCAGGAUGUGGGCCUUAUGCUGCAGUCCGUGGUCGUCAAUCAGAAAGGCCCCAUCCGAGAGAACACUGAGUUCAUCUUGUCCUGCGUGGCUCAAGGCUCGUCUACGAUGACCUUUCGUUGGUAUAAAAAUGGUUUCUUUGUGAACGUGACAAAGGCAACACGAAACAUGUGGACCCGUCUGCUGCCACUGGACUCCAAGGAUCACUAUACCGCCCUGCUGGGCAUCACCAAGGCGAGCCGACUUGACGAGGGCAUCUACACGUGUCAGGUAAACGACAUGGGAAUGCAGCAGUGUCGUUCGACCAAGGUGCAGAUCCUCGGCGCCCCCCAGCUCCGGGUGGAUCCCCCGAGUGUGACGCUUUUUCGUGGCGAAUCACUGCUCAUUCGGUGUCUGUCCCAGGACUCGGAUCAACAGUACGGCACACUCGGGUACAGUUGGACAAAAAACGGUGCCCUCUUCCAGUCGGACUCGAAUACUGAACUGUGGGAAGAUCUCUACCCGGACGGCAGCAUCCUGAAGGUGAAAAAUCUCCAGAAAUCCGUUGUCUACACCUGUAUCGUAUCGAACUCGGUCGCACCGAUAUCGAAAAGUGUCCACGUAACUGUGGUCGAGCAGGGAACCGUUACACUAUGUCCGAAGAAUACCGACUAUGGCGUGAACUGGCCUGCCAGUGCAUCAGGGCCGGCAGUACUGGCGGAUUGUCCCAAGCGAGGGGAAGGACAAGCGAAAAGAAUCUGCGAGCAACGGGACUUUGGGCGUCCGGAAUGGCUUAUGCCGGAUUUUUCCGAAUGCGUUUCGGAUGCCGUCAUCGAAAUCGAGAAAGAGUUCCGUGGGCUUACGUUCGGCUAUCAGAAAACCAACGGGAGCAGCGUUCUGCAAUCGUGUCUGGAAUAUGCAAUGAAACACUACGCCGGAUUCCUUCCGGGCGAGGGUGGAGUGCUGCUGCGACUGCUACAAGAGAUUUUCCGCUACAUCGAACACACCGGGUCUCAGCAUGAACAGGAAAUCGCCUCGGACAUCAUCCUGCGCGUGGUCGAUGUCAUAAUGCAGAAUAAAUUAUCGCUGAAUAAUCAACAGCAAAUCAAGCAACUGCAGGAUCUGGUACAAGCGGCCGCCCUGAACCGCGAAACGACGAUGGCCGCACCGAUCUCGUCCUCGUCAUCACUGUCGUCGUCGUCGACCGCAUCCAAGGCCUCCCUGGCAGCGACCACCACCGUAACGCACCAACUCAACUCGUUCUAUUUGUACACGGAAUCAGUCAAAGGAUUGCCAUUCAAUUUGCAGAUCUACGGCGAUCAACUGUACUCGGACCAGCUGUACAUGGAGAUGGAUGUAACAAGGUCCCUGCUGGAUAUCGUGUCCAACGGAACCGUGCUCGUGACCGUAAUUUCCUACAAAAACCUCACUAGUUUCCUGCCUCGGUUCUACUUCGCCAAAAACAGCUUUGGCACCGAUAUUGAUUACAUCCCGGCGUCGAAAAUCAUCUCCACCUGGCUGUACUAUGCCAACCGCACCGGAUACGAACCGAACCGGCCGCUCCACGUGCCACUCGAGUCGGCCCACGUGGAAAUUAUCUUCCAGCACGAAAACUCGCCGACCAGCGAGUGGGUACCGCUUUGCGGGUACGAUGCGAAGGCAACAUUUGAACCAACGUGGCGCACCGACCUCUGCAUCACCGAGAAUUUGAUGGAAAACAUCACUAGAUGCAUUUGCCCAUUAUCAGGCACGUUUGUGGUUCUGCUGGCCAAGAAGAACUACAACGCAUCGGUUACGAAAACCUCAACCCGACCGAUUCUGGUGGUGAUAAGCUGCGGAUGUUGCUUCCUGCAAUCGUGCAUCGCGUUCGCCAUCAUGCUGCCGAUCCUGUACCAGCGGAGAUGCUGUGUGACCUUUUUAAAAAUGCAAUUCUGCUCCGCCACAUCGAUGGCGAUGGCAAUAUUCAUCCUGGGACUGCUACAACUUUUCCCACAAGAGUGGUUCAACGUAAUCAUCGCCCUGCUCACCGCAUUCCUUCUGCUCGGUUCAUCAACUCUGGUCGCCAUUACGGUUCUGGUGACGACCGAGCUGGGCCCACGCAAGCUGACCGCUGCCACCAGCACACUGGCCACCGGGAUCUCCGGCAGCAUCGGACUCAGCUGGUUCCUGCCGAUCCUGUGUGCCACCUCCACGCCCCUCGUGUACAGCGUAAUGUUCGAAUCACCCGACCACUGGUGGCACACGACGGAUUCCUUCGGUUUCAUCCUGUUCAUCGUCAUCGAGUCGCUGUUUGUGAUACUAUUUUUAUUGCUGUUUCUGACACUGAUGAAGAAACUUUUGUACCUCGCCAAGAAGCACGAUAAACACAACACUUCAAUCCUGAGAAGGAUAGGGCUGCUGUACCGGACCGCCAUGCUGUUCGUAUCCAACGUGCUGUGCCACACGUUCUACUUGGUGUACUUGAACAGUGAGAACCUGUUCAGUGGUUACGUUUUCAGUGCCAGCAGUAUUAUUUUGGGAUUCUGUAUCCUGUUCAGUUUCGUGAUAAAGGCUGAAGUAAAGCACGAAUCGGAGUCAACCAGUAGUAAAUCUAGUACCAAAAAUAGUUUAGACGACAACUGUUGUUCGGGAUCAAUAAAUAGUCCGUUAAGUUUUUAUACAACUCAAGAUCUAGAUAAGGAUAAUGAAUGUCUCCCUUCGGGUGGAAAAACAACGAAAAUUCCGCUGACAAUACUGCCCUCGCCUCAUUCACAGCAGUCACAGCAGCAGCAUCAGCAUCAACAACAAAUGGUCCAGCAAGGACAGCAUCAUCAAACGCAGCUGCCCACGCAUAUCACCACCAUCGAGCCAUGCAUUCAUGGUGACGGUCACAGCAUAGAGACCUAUCUGGGCGGUAGCAUUCCAACGGGCACAGCCACCAUUUGUAAUAUUGUAGCCCACGAGUAUGAGGCCUCUCCGGCGGUGGCGGGAACCGCUAGUUUAUGCAAUUUCAACACAAAAACACGCUGUUACGAACUGAUGGGACAACAGCAUCAUACAACCGUUGGACUCCCGGUGGAAAAUCCUAGCAUUUUAGCAACGUCAGCAGUGCCUCCCUCAGUAUCUGGUGGUGUGAUAGGUCAGUUCGAUUGGCACCAACAACAGCAACAGCAAUCCAUCGUGGGGAUGGUGCCAUGCGGAGGUCCGAGUGGGGGUGGUCUGCGGGAUGCCUUCUCGCUUCAGACCGGUGCUGGCACCGGAAUGUGCUACGUCACUCAACAGCAGCAGCAGGAGACUAAUGAAUUUGUCGGAGUCGGAGGUCUGGACAUACUGAAAGGCGUCGGUCAAGACAGCAUAAUUGGUAUCCGAAGCAAAGGCCUGGGAAUCUCCGAUCCUGCCACUGCCGGUGGCAGCAAGCUAACCGUUCUGGACCCAUCAUCCGGUGCGCAACUGUCAGCUGCAUCCCCCCCAUCAUCACUCUGCAUACUGAAGCAACCACCAGUGGCGGUAGUGGGCACCAAUCAGCACCCAGCUGUGUCUUCUGCCGCUGCUCCGGUGAUAACCGUAACCGGAACCGAUGAUCCGGAUCGCAUCGACGGUAUGCUGGAUCGAAUAUCGCUCGAUCUAGACUAUCUACUGAAUCGUACCUCUGAGGUGCCUACCGUAGUACCCAUCCAGCUGAGGCCAACAACUGCUGGCAGUGCUAGUACUAGUAAUAGUAGUAGUGGUAGUAGUAAUAAUAUUAGUGGUAGUUCUAAUAACAACGUGAAUGCUAGUGGAAGCAGUAACAGCGGUAGCAGUAGUGCAGGGCCACCGAGCGAUAAUGCCAGCAGUGGCGGUGCAGUGGCAGUGGGGACACAUGCCACGAUGCCACCACCACCGCCACCCUGUCAGCAGAAAGUGCCACUGAUUUCAACAUGCCACAGUGUUCAUGAAGUAAUAAUCGAAGAGUCUGAAGAAGUAGAUAGCUAAAUGUACGCUGCGACGACGUGGGUGUAUUUUCUAAAGGUUUGCCCGGUAUCACCCCGCAGCAGUGGGGAAAUUGUGCUGUUUGGUAUGCUGCAUGGUGCUUGGGAAAGCGAAGGUUUAUGAACUCAGGGCUGUCCAUUAGCGAAGGUAUAUGUUUGAUUUGAGAUAAUUUCUUGCCACCCAUGUUUUGACACAUAACCUAGAAAUGUGAAUCCAAGCAAAAAAUCAUAAAAAAUGGAACAGAGAUCCCAAAGCAUGCUUUAAGUUUAUAUGGCGAGUUGGAAGAGGUAUCACAGGUUUUACUAAUAAAGAAUGUACAGUGUACACACCAAAAAUUGGUCAUGGGACAAACGACAGGUUCAUUCUAAACUAUCUUCCUUGUCUCGAUGGAUAUCUUAUGACAACAUAUAGCCAGCUUAAAACCACCAUAUCUAGGUUUCAAUUUAAAUUAAGUGCUUUUUCUACAUAAAGAUGACGAUUUGAUUUGGUACAAAGGCUUUUUUCAGCCAUAUGAUUUAUUUGGAAACUAUACUUUGUUAGCAUAUGCACUAGAAUGGGUCAUGAUCAUUUUUCAGAAAAAUGUUUUUUUGGUUCCAUUUCGGGUCCCAAACAGCUGUGCAACAUUUGGGGACGAUUGGUUGUGACCGGGCUUUCCGCAUUACGUUUAAAAUUUGUAUGGAAAUUAGGAUGGGAAAACCUACUUGGUUGCAUCUUUAUUACUAGGGACCACAAUUUUGCACAAACCACGCAUCUAAAUACGUUCAAGUAUAGCCCAAGAAGUGCCUAACUACUUUUCUCAAGUAUUUAUUG
This is a messenger RNA of Ochlerotatus camptorhynchus, 8347 nucleotides long. RefSeq lists its product as uncharacterized. NCBI's taxonomy places the organism in Eukaryota, Metazoa, Arthropoda, Insecta, Diptera, Culicidae. Gene Ontology annotation, biological process: adenylate cyclase-activating G protein-coupled receptor signaling pathway. Bases 2312 to 7540 code for a protein of 1742 amino acids. Gene Ontology annotation, cellular component: membrane. The record is from RefSeq and is a predicted model, not a curated record. The transcript has 25 exons. Gene Ontology annotation, molecular function: G protein-coupled receptor activity.